GAAAAUUUUAAUGUCGUUUCUGUUCCAGAAAUCUAUCCACAACGAUGCUGCACACAAGCUGCUUCUUCCUGGCAGUUGUCGCCUACGUGUCGGCCUCCAGUGUCAGCGAUGCCAACCACUUCCUGGACACCGUGCUCGGGGAGAAAGUGCCGGCCUUGAUCGAAGACUACCAAAGCCUGUACCCAUUCGCGACCACGCUCCCGUCCUAUUUCGAGAUACCCAGCACCAACAUCCUCACCAACCGGGCCCUUCAAGUGGACGUGUCCCACGGCGAAUACAGAGGCUUCCACGACUCGGUGAAGCGUCUCGGCGAUUGUCAGGCUCCGGUGCUCAGGGACGGAAAGACGAGCAUCAAGUGCACCCUAGAUUUCGCCGGAAUGACCGCCAACUACACAACCAUGACGAAGGGAGACAACCUCCUCGCCACGCAGAAGACCAUCUGGGUCCGCGCCGUCGUGGUCGACACCACGGGACAGUUCGAGGCCGUCGCCGAGCCCGGACGCAACGGUAGCCUCCAGACCUUCCAGAUCGACAACCUCAAGCUCCAGGUCACCAACGACGACAACCUCAAGUUGAACCAGCGACGUCAGCGGGAAUUCACGCGGUACUUCGAGGAGAUCGUGAGGAUCCGCCUCCUGGACUUCUUCUACGACAACUACCGUCGUGUGCUGGCCAGGGCGGUGUCUUCUGUGCCGUUUCCCCACGCGUCGCACGAUUCGGUCAAGGAAUCUAUUAAGGGCUAAUAAGCGAACGAUAGAAAGAUGUACAAGUUCGAAUAGAGCAGGAAGGUGAUCGGAGUGGGUUACAAGAA
Molecule: messenger RNA, 811 nt
Organism: Ixodes scapularis (black-legged tick)
Lineage: Eukaryota; Metazoa; Arthropoda; Arachnida; Ixodida; Ixodidae
Exons: 4
Coding region: 45-743 (232 amino acids)
Source: RefSeq, a predicted model, not a curated record